GGGAGCUCAGCCGCGCUGAGCUGAUGAUGAUGACGAUAGCUGACAUCAUCAAGCAAUUAAUUGAGGCUCAUGAGGAAGGAAAAGAUGUGAAUCUGAACAAGCUGAAAACCAAGACAUCAGCGAAGUACGGACUUGCGGCGCAGCCACGUUUGGUUGACAUCAUCGCUGCUGUUCCACCUCAGUACCGCAAGGUGCUGGUGCCAAAGCUGAAGGCCAAGCCUAUCAGAACUGCUAGUGGGAUUGCUGUGGUGGCUGUGAUGUGUAAACCGCACAGGUGCCCACACAUUAACUUCACAGGCAACAUAUGUGUAUACUGCCCAGGUGGACCUGAUUCUGAUUUUGAAUAUUCAACACAGUCUUACACCGGAUAUGAGCCAACUUCUAUGAGGGCCAUUCGGGCUAGGUAUGACCCUUACCUCCAGACAAGACACAGAGUGGAACAGCUGAAGCAGUUGGGCCACAGCGUGGAUAAAGUAGAGUUCAUUGUCAUGGGUGGAACAUUCAUGUCCCUGCCUGAAGACUACAGAGAUUACUUCAUCCGAAACCUUCACGAUGCCUUAUCGGGUCACACUUCCAAUAACGUAGCAGAGGCCAUCAA
Messenger RNA from Eurypyga helias (sunbittern), 598 nucleotides. RefSeq names its product elongator acetyltransferase complex subunit 3 (gene ELP3). Lineage: Eukaryota; Metazoa; Chordata; Aves; Eurypygiformes; Eurypygidae. Gene Ontology annotation, biological process: tRNA wobble base 5-methoxycarbonylmethyl-2-thiouridinylation. The transcript has 6 exons. The annotation marks the transcript as partial. Gene Ontology annotation, cellular component: cytoplasm; elongator holoenzyme complex; nucleus. The record is from RefSeq and is a predicted model, not a curated record.